GAAUUCUUCAACUUUACGCGUGGUCGUUUCCUCUGCGACGAAAAGCUUGAGCUGAAGCGUCGCCAUCGCACCUUCAACGUGUACGAGCUGAUGAGAAUUGCAGCUCAGGCUGUUGGCGCAACGCACUGCAACCACAUUGAGAAACUGCCCGAUGGUACGUGCAACAGGAUCUUGCUGCUAUCGAUGGAUAACGGCAAGCAAGUCGUUGCUAAGAUCCCCAAUCCAAACGCUGGCCGCCCUCACUUCACUACGGCAAGCGAAGUAGCGACAAUGAAGUUUAUGCGCGAAGUCGUUGGGACUCCACUCCCAGAGGUGUAUGCAUGGAGCUCAAGGGCACACGAGACUCUCGUUGGCGCAGAAUUCAUCAUCAUGGAAAAGGUAGAAGGUAUCACUUUGGAGGAAGCCUCGCUGCCAUUGGACUCACCAGAAAUGUUUCAAGUCGUCAAAUCAAUUGCCGAGCAUGUACACGCGUGGUCUUGUUUGACAUUUGAACAAUAUGGCUGUCUCUACUUCGCCCGGGACCUUGAACGCCACUGUCUUCCCGCUUUGCGAUACACCGACAGCUCAGGAGUUCAGAUAUCGGACAAAAGAUUCGUUGUUGGUCCUUUCUACCAUUACGACUAUCUGGACAAGACGCGAGACACAAAGAGACAAAACAAUGGUCCAUGGAGCUCUCUAGGAGAGUUCCACACUGCCAUCGUAGAGCGCGGACUUGCUCGCCUAGAACACACUGCUCCCCUCUCGCCUGCGACCGGUAUAUAUGGCCCCGGUCUAUAUCAGCCGUCAUAUGAGACAAAGAUACGCGCUCUCAAUGCUUAUCUCGGAAUUUAUCACUUCAUGAUCCCUCCAGAUCUCUCAUUCAGCGCUCCACACAUAUCGCAUUGCGACGUGGAAAAUCGGCACAUAUUCGUGGAUCCCAACAAUUCAGCCAAGAUCGUGGGGAUCAUAGGCUGGCAAACAACAGCGAUACUGCCUUUCCACUUCCAUCGGCUAGAACCUGGCUGGUUCCACCCCCAACAAUCUGAGCCAGAC
Aureobasidium pullulans EXF-150 is the source of this 1032-nucleotide messenger RNA. RefSeq lists its product as uncharacterized. The record is from RefSeq and is a predicted model, not a curated record. Gene Ontology annotation, cellular component: mitochondrion. Lineage: Eukaryota; Fungi; Ascomycota; Dothideomycetes; Dothideales; Saccotheciaceae. The annotation marks the transcript as partial. The transcript has 3 exons.